Molecule: messenger RNA, 561 nt
Organism: Auanema sp. JU1783
Lineage: Eukaryota; Metazoa; Nematoda; Chromadorea; Rhabditida; Rhabditidae
Source: the annotation of a GenBank genome assembly
AUGUCGCCAAAAUCGAAACCAGCCAAGCACUCCCAACUUCGUAGAAACGAACGAGAGAGAAAACGAGUUCAUCAAGUAAAUGACGGUUUCGAUCUCUUACGUUGUCGAGUACCUAAGUCAGUUGCCAACAAAAAACUGAGCAAAGCCGAUACUCUCCGGGAAGCAGUCAAAUACAUCAAUUACCUUCAGAGCAUUUUGAAUUCGGAUUACUCUUCAUCUUCAGAAGAAAGGAACUCCUGUACUCCUAACUCAUUCCCUGCUUGCCCAAAGAUGGAACCCAUUUCACCUAACUUUGGAUAUUCAGAUGUUAUGGAUUCACUUUCUUAUUCUCAGCCAACUUCAUCUAACGAAGUUUCUCCGGCAUUUUCAUAUCCACUAAACACCUCAUCAUCUUCUUCAUCUUCCCCUGUCGGGAACUAUUCACCCAUGACGUCAUCAAUGGUAACUAUACCAACAACCUCCUCUACCACCCCAUCAGCAUUAACGUUGGUUCCCCUUGCCUUCGCUCCACAAUCCUACACUCCCAGACAUUAUUUAUAUCAAAAUAAUAUUUUAAAUUAU